GCGCCGCGAACAUGACUUCUGCCUUCAAGCUGGAUUUCCUCCCGGACAUGAUGGUCGAGGGCCGUCUGCUAGUUGCAGACAGAAUUAACGGCACAGCCAACAAGAUGAACGGCGCUUUGGAUCACUCAGACCAACCAGACCCAGAUGCCAUUAAGAUGUUUGUCGGACAGAUCCCCCGGUCCUGGUCAGAAAAGGAGCUGAAAGAACUUUUUGAGCCUUACGGAGCCGUCUACCAGAUCAACGUCCUCCGGGACCGGAGUCAGAACCCUCCCCAGAGUAAAGGUUGUUGUUUCGUAACAUUUUAUACAAGAAAAGCUGCACUUGAGGCCCAGAAUGCACUGCACAAUAUUAAAACUUUACCUGGGAUGCAUCAUCCCAUUCAGAUGAAACCUGCAGAUAGUGAAAAAUCAAACGCCGUGGAAGACAGAAAAUUGUUCAUAGGAAUGGUUUCGAAGAAAUGUAACGAGAAUGAUAUCCGGGUGAUGUUUUCUCCGUUUGGCCAGAUAGAAGAAUGCCGGAUCCUCCGGGGGCCCGACGGGCUGAGCCGAGGCUGUGCGUUUGUCACAUUUUCUACAAGGGCAAUGGCACAGAAUGCAAUCAAAGCCAUGCACCAGUCCCAGACCAUGGAGGGCUGCUCUUCACCGAUCGUGGUGAAGUUCGCGGACACCCAGAAGGACAAGGAGCAAAGGCGCCUCCAGCAGCAGCUGGCGCAGCAGAUGCAGCAGCUCAACACUGCCACCUGGGGGAACCUGACGGGUCUGGGCGGCCUCACCCCGCAGUACCUGGCGCUUCUGCAGCAGGCCACCUCCUCCAGCAACCUGGGUGCAUUCAGUGGCAUUCAGCAGAUGGCGGGCAUGAAUGCUUUACAGUUACAGAACCUGGCCACGCUGGCGGCGGCUGCAGCCGCAGCCCAGACCUCAGCCACCACCACCAAUGCAAAUCCUCUGUCCACCACGAGCAGCGCCCUGGGAGCUCUCACCAGUCCCGUGGCGGCUUCAACCCCCAGCUCCACCGCUGGUGCAGCCAUGAACUCGCUGACCUCUCUCGGGACUCUGCAAGGACUGGCGGGAGCCACUGUCGGACUGAAUAACAUUAAUGCACUAGCAGUUGCUCAAAUGCUCUCAGGUAUGGCGGCUCUGAAUGGAGGACUUGGCGCCACGGGCUUGACGAAUGGCACGGCGGGCACCAUGGACGCCCUCACCCAGGCCUACUCAGGGAUCCAGCAGUACGCGGCCGCGGCGCUGCCCACGCUGUACAGCCAGAGCCUGCUACAGCAGCAGAGCGCCGCCGGCAGCCAGAAGGAAGGUCCAGAGGGUGCAAACCUCUUUAUUUACCACCUUCCACAGGAGUUUGGAGACCAGGACAUCCUGCAGAUGUUCAUGCCUUUUGGAAAUGUUAUCUCUGCUAAAGUCUUCAUUGACAAACAGACCAAUCUGAGCAAGUGCUUUGGUUUUGUUAGCUACGACAAUCCCGUGUCUGCGCAAGCUGCUAUCCAGGCUAUGAAUGGCUUUCAGAUUGGCAUGAAACGCUUGAAGGUCCAGCUGAAGCGCUCCAAAAACGACAGCAAACCUUACUGAUCCUCCCCCCAGAGGCUCCCUGCUCUUAUUUUAGCUUUCUUAGGACAUCUUCAUGCCCGUUAGUUCACCGUUUGCCUAGCAUGUCCCUGUGGCGUCUCAAAAAAGUUUCAUCGUCCCGUCAUUGUUUCUGAUGUCUUUCUGACCUCACAUCAUAUUUGGUUCUCCUACUGACCUUUGAUCUAGUUUGACCUUUGAAAUUUGCAUGUGACCUCAUCUAGCUAUGAAUUCUGGGAAGUCAAUGUGAAAAACAUUGCUGCAUUCAUGCAAGACUGAAAUUUAUUAUUAGACAAAUUAAUUAUAGAAAAAAA
Molecule: messenger RNA, 1885 nt
Organism: Budorcas taxicolor (takin)
Lineage: Eukaryota; Metazoa; Chordata; Mammalia; Artiodactyla; Bovidae
Gene: CELF2
Product: CUGBP Elav-like family member 2
Exons: 14
Coding region: 12-1577 (521 amino acids)
Biological process (GO): regulation of alternative mRNA splicing, via spliceosome; mRNA splice site recognition
Cellular component (GO): nucleus; cytoplasm; ribonucleoprotein complex
Molecular function (GO): mRNA 3'-UTR binding
Source: RefSeq, a predicted model, not a curated record